AUGUCUCGCCAGUCCACUGUGAGGAUCCAGAGGGGGAGAAGUGGCUUCAGUGCCGCUUCGGCCGUCGUCCCCAACACUUGCCGCACCAGCUUCAGCUCACGCUCCGUCACCCGGGUCGGGGGCUGCAAUGCUGGCAGUGGGUUUGCCAGGGUUGGUGGUGGCUUUGGAAGCAAAAGCCUCUACAAUGUUGGUGGAUGCAAGAGGAUCUCUGUGUCUGGAAGGGGUGGUGGCUUCUAUGGAUCUGCAGGUUUUGGUGGUGGCCCUGGUAGCGUGUAUGGUGGUGGCUUUGGCAUGCCAGCUAACCUUGGCUAUGGAUAUGGUGUAUUUGGUGGUGGCAUGGGUGGCCCUGGAUUCCCAGCUGGGGGCAUCCACGAAGUCUCCGUCAAUCAAAGCCUUCUGAAACCUCUCAACUUGGAGAUAGAUCCCAGCAUCCAAAGGAUCCGGAAGGAGGAGAAGGAACAAAUCAAAACCCUCAACAACAAGUUUGCCUCUUUCAUUGACAAGGUCCGAUUCCUUGAGCAACAGAAUAAAGUGCUGGAAACCAAGUGGAGCCUGCUGCAGGAGCAGGGGAUGAAAACAGUGAAGAACAACGUGGAGCCGCUUUUUGAGACUUAUAUCAACAACCUCAGGAUGCAGCUGAACAGUUUGCUGAGCGACAAAGGAAGGCUGGAGGGAGAGCUCGUCAACACACAGUAUCUGGUGGAGGAUUUCAAGAAGAAGUAUGAAGAUGAAAUCAACAGGCGUACAAUUGCAGAGAAUGAAUUUGUGACACUCAAGAAGGAUGUAGAUGCUGCCUAUAUGAACAAGGUGGAACUACAAGCCAAUGCAGAUUCAUUGAUUGAAGAAAUUAAUUUCCUGAGAGCCCUCUACGAAGCAGAGCUGUCUCAGAUGCAGACACAGAUCUCAGACACCUCUGUCGUCCUCACCAUGGACAACAACAGGAACCUGGACCUGGACGGGAUCAUCGCGGAGGUGAAGGCGCAGUACGAGGACAUCGCCAACCGGAGCCGGGCUGAGGCCGAGUCCUGGUACCAGACCAAGUAUGAAGAGCUGCAGGCCACAGCAGGCAGGCACGGGGACGACCUCCGUCACACCAAGCAGGAGAUCUCUGAGCUCAACCGGCACGUCCAGCGGCUGCGGUCUGAAAUCGACAGCGUGAAGAAGCAGUGUGCCAGUCUGAAAGCAGCCAUCACGGAUGCUGAGGAACGUGGGGAGCUGGCCCUCAAAGAUGCCAAAGCCAAACUGGCAGAGCUGGAAGAUGCUCUGCAACAGGCCAAGGCAGACCUGGCCCGGCAGCUCCGUGAGUACCAGGAGCUGAUGAACGUCAAGCUGGCCCUGGACAUCGAGAUCGCGACCUACAGGAAGCUGCUGGAGGGAGAGGAGUGCAGGCUGGCUGGAGAUGGUGUCCCAGUGAAUAUCUCUGUGACCAGAACAACUGUGGGAACAGGAUAUGGAGGAGGAAGCAAUCUCAGCAUGGGAGGGGGAAUCUGCAAUAUGGGGAACAGCUUCAACUGUGGAAGUGGUCCUGGGAUUAGCAGCACCACCCUAGGAGGUGGCAGCAGCUCCAGCGUCAAGUUCGUCUCAACCUCCUCCACCAGAAGAAGUUACAGAAGCUAA
Molecule: messenger RNA, 1617 nt
Organism: Chaetura pelagica (chimney swift)
Lineage: Eukaryota; Metazoa; Chordata; Aves; Apodiformes; Apodidae
Product: keratin, type II cytoskeletal 75-like
Exons: 9
Coding region: 1-1617 (538 amino acids)
Biological process (GO): keratinization; intermediate filament organization
Cellular component (GO): keratin filament
Molecular function (GO): structural constituent of skin epidermis
Source: RefSeq, a predicted model, not a curated record